Messenger RNA from Tilletiaria anomala UBC 951, 231 nucleotides. RefSeq lists its product as uncharacterized. The transcript has a single exon. Lineage: Eukaryota; Fungi; Basidiomycota; Exobasidiomycetes; Georgefischeriales; Tilletiariaceae. The annotation marks the transcript as partial. The record is from RefSeq and is a predicted model, not a curated record.
CACUGGUAUGGUCGUGACUGCAUGAAAGCGCUGGUUCUCCAAGCCCUGAGGGACGAAAGUCUGAUUCCCCCUCCUUGCAAUGGCAGCGUCAUUGUGGAGUCGACACUCCUGCCGCUUCUUGAGAAUCGCGAACGCAUGGAAUACUACGAAAAGCAGGACGAGUUCGAUGUCAAGAAGCGUCUGUACUCCUUCAAUAAGCGGCGCUCAAAGUUCCUCGGCUCUCGUCAAGAG